Molecule: messenger RNA, 701 nt
Organism: Mercenaria mercenaria
Lineage: Eukaryota; Metazoa; Mollusca; Bivalvia; Venerida; Veneridae
Product: hepatitis A virus cellular receptor 1-like
Exons: 6
Coding region: 1-588 (195 amino acids)
Source: RefSeq, a predicted model, not a curated record
AUGACGCGAGAAAACCAUGGCACGUACUGUAUUAACGUUUGCAAGACGUUAAUGUACAGAUAUGCUGUAGAAACCCUACCGGAGGCAACUUCCACACCACCAACAACAACAACUGCCAGGAAAAUAUUGACUGUCACGAUUAAAGAAUUUACCGAACCGACUAGUCUUGAUCUAAUAACGACGCUACCUGAUACAACUGUUACACCGUCAUCUACUCCAACAACUGUCACUAUAAUACCGACUGACACGAUUAAAGAUUUUACAGAACAGACUACUGGGGAUCAAACCAAUAAGGAGACAGAAAAAGUUGAUAUACAGUCAGCAACUAGUUUACAAAUUAGCGCGAAAGCAACAGUUGAAAUCAUCUAUGUGUUUACCAAUCAUAUCAGACAACAAACAAGUAUAUCAAUAAGGGAACCAGAAUCAACAAAUACAGUUUUGUCAACAGCCAUGAAUACUAUCACGUUAACAACAAAAACCACAAAAUUGGCAAACAGCGGCUCUAUUGCAAUAUACAUCUCUGUUUCGGUUAUCUCUAUAGUGUUGAUUGACGUCACCGCAAUCGUCAUCGUCUGUAGAUGGAGGUGAGAAAUUCAAAGAAAAAAUAUUUCAAACUCAUUUUAUUUGUCAGGCUUAAAGCAAAAUUGUGUCAACAAAAGGUUGUUAGUUCCCCUACCGGUAGAACAAUCUGGAUCUUGCAA